UUUCACAACAAACAACAUGAGAAUACUUCUUGUAGACGAUAUACCUUUACCUGCCCUUGGGUCGAUAUCCAUUUCGGUAAAAAUUCUAAUUUCGUUAGAAUGAGAGGACUCAUCUAUUCAGAAAAAAACCCAUCGGAUUCAUGAGGGAGCAUGAAAAUUUCUUCAUCUGCCAGCAAACUGUAACAAAAUUCGAAUUCCUAGAACUGUUUUCAAGAACAUUUGAGAGCAGGUCGUCGAUCGGAGAGAACCUAAAAUCGAUCGGAAAAAUUCGGACGUAACAACUGUAAGUACACCCGACAUCAAGGAAUAGGAAAAUAGUAUAAAAGAUAAGUAGACCCCUCAUUUUUGUCCCUCCAACUGAAGUUGUACUAACCUCCAGCAAGUCAUGUUGUAGCUGUAAUGUUAGCUAAGACCAUGAUGUGGUACUGCAUGUGUUUGAAAAAGAUAUGAUUUGUCAACCGCCCAAAAUGACAUAGAAAAGUACGUGAAAGUGUCCUGGUGUAAGAGUAAGUGUAAACAAGCCGCGGAACAGUUAGAAAGUUUUGAUAUGCGUGAGUGGGUAAGUAGGUAAAAAUCGCAAGUAGGAUGUUAGGUUCAUGUAAGAAUUAGAAUUGCAAUUAGCUUUUUCAAGUGAUGAAGGUAAUUUCCAAGUUUAAUCUUCAGCAUCCAUAUCCACGGUAGUCUUCCGGUUCUGUGCGUUUCGCCUUGAUCGAGUUUUCUUUAGGCGGACUGUAGGAGAGGCAGUGAUCAUCUUCUACGACUAGCGUAAGCUGUACAAAACGUGGAGUGAACGAAGAAACAAUCGAACAUACCCAGGAUCGGAGAGUAGAUUGCCUGGGCGGAGAAUAGAAAGGCGCUGAACGGAGAGUAGAUUGCCUGGUAGCAUGCGGCGAUGCACAGGCAAGGAUAACGACCAUCACGUAGUUUAUUGAGUCAGAUUGACGGAAUUUUUGAUUUGCACCACCCACCGGAGAUUAUAGUGGAACGAAUGCAGAGCCGACAAAUUUUUAUCUGACCACGAUCGAUCUCGUCCAACAAGAUGAAGAUGCAUUUGUCUCUCCUGUGCUGAAGACAGGUUCUUAAGCUAUCGAUAUCGGUUUGACGAUCGAUAGGAGAAGUCUUAUACAAUGCAAGGCGGUUUGCACUUUCAGGGCCCGUCGGCGUAUGGCGGUGCCAGCAACUAUGCAGUCGGAAAAACCUUUUACGGGACUGCGCCGGGGGGCGUUCGUACUUUAUGUUUAUACAUUAUGAGAAGUUAGGAAUAGGAUGUUUCUUUUUUCUAGUUAGGUCGGCUCCAUUACAACUUAUACAUUAUGAGAAGUACUAUCGUUUUUUGUGAUACGUUACACACACCUACGAUAUUUUCACCUGGACCACUUUCACCAUCACCGUGGUCUCGAGUACAUGUACCAGGACAACGAGUAUAGCUUGUCUCUACACCUUAAUUUUUUUUCGUGAUUUUUCCCAGGUCGCAUGCAGCUUCCGGAAGAAGCACAGCCACGACCCGUCGUUCCCGAUGCACGGUCCGGCUCCGCCCCUGACCCACACUUUGGUACAAAUCUACACAGAAUGAUGUAGCUCUGACAAUACUACAGAAAUGUAGUACUAGACUACCUAGACCUAUAAAAGUAGGCAUUGCUCUUGUACUUGUUCUUGUAUUUAGGCAUUGCUCUUUAAUACACUAUACGCAAAUGCUUCUAGAGAUCUAACCUAGAAAAAAAUCCAACAGCAUCGAUAUCUUCCUGAGUGACCUUUUAAUGAUACUACAGGGUUAGGCGGUCCCAAGGAGCAUGCGGAGACGGCAUAUCGCACUUUUCGAGAGUUGGUGAACGACGCGCAACCGAACUUGCGUUUGCUAAAGACGAAAAAACAGCAUUCGACACGAAGCGUCGGAAAUGGAGGAGUUAACCCGGCAUUCACGACGAUGAAUCAACCCCCAAUGUUGAACGGCGGAGGAGGCUCGCAGACUAUGCUGCAAUUACCAGCUCCGACAAACUUUGAAAUAGGCAUUAAGGACUUCAGACAGAAGCAUCAAAGGAAAGAAGUACAAGUAUUUGGAUUCAUUGACUUCUCUCUAAUACAUAGUACAUCAAGUAUAAGUACUACAAUUACGAAGAGCAGAUCAAAGAUGUCCUAUCUGUGAAUUACUUGAACAUAGACGAAGAUUGUUGUCAUGAAAAUAGAUGUUCUACUACUUCAGUACUGUUGUAAAUGAAAGCCUUGUAAGAUGCACUUAAGAGGGGAGAUAGGCAUUUAGGUCUUCUAACAACGCGACAGCAGCGGAAGGUUUGCCGGCUACGAGUAGCUAUCCAGGAGCACCGAGUUUUUAUGAAGUCGAAGGCCGCAGAAGACAUUCAGCCGCAGCAGGGGAUCAGCUUGCGGGUGCGGAAAAGCGUGAGGUAUAAUUUCAUUUCUCCUGUCGCUUUGUAGCUUUAUGAGAUUGUUUUGCGGGAAGUGUUAGAUGUGUUUAGAAAACUAAUUCGAUGCGGAAAAAUAUAUCUGUCAUAAAGCAGUUGAUGGAGAUUGGAAUUGAAACUGCUUCACUGUGGAAUCCACCAGGGUUCGGUAACGUCGAACGCGGAUAAUAUUAGACGGAUCUUGGCUAAUCGCAGGCAGCACAGUCAGCCGCCUUUGGGUUAUGGUGGUCCACCUCCGGAUGACUACGGAUAUGGUAAUCUUGACGUUGCGGGUGCCUCCUCAGCGAGCCAGAGUGCAGGCCGAAUACCGCGCAGGCCGUUGGAACGGUCGACGGCCGCGAUCACGGGAGGUGGGUCUGGCACACCUCUUUCCAUGCCAACUCCUUCCUCCUCUUCUUCGUUCCUCCCAGCAGGGGCUGAACAUCAUUUCAACAAUGGGCUAUCGCAAAAUGGCGAAGCAGGGCCACCGACGCACGGUGCUGCAACGGUGGGCGGCACGCCGAUGGCCUACACGAGCAGUGAGGGAGCACCAAGCUACCCGAAUCCCCGUAAUUCGGGCCUAGCGGUGGGAGCGCAAGGGAGUCGUAAUUCCUCAGCGGGACGUGGGAGCAGACGCGGUUCCGGAUUGCGGCGCAGGGUGGAUUCGUCUACUGUACCUGUCAUCGGUGCCUCUACCGUGGUUGGCUCCUCGGGCACCGCUGAUCCCGGCCAUCAGAACAAUCAGCAAGGACCGUCGUCGAAUCAUUAUAGUACUCGAAGUGGUAACAUAGGUACUGCAGGUGCAUCAGCUAUCCCUUCGUCAUCUUCUUCCUCGGGGAUACCUUCUUUAGCGCCAACAUCAGCGCAGCAUGCUCACCAGAGUGGAGUGAGUAGUACAUCAACUGCUAGUACCUCCGCGAGCAGUAAUCGUAAUAUCCCACAUCGGCCACCUGUCCGACCGGUGAAGCACACGAAAGGCUGGAAUGACGAUACGAGUGUCGUCCACCUCGACCCUGUACCAUUGGUGAAGAUGGAGCCGAAGCCGAAUAGUCGGCAAGGGCGCAAACCUGGAGGUGGUAACACUCCACUCCAGAAUCCUAAACCUGGUGCGGUUCAACACCUUGCACCAGAUCGGAUCGAAAAUACUCCUGGACCGCACGCGUCACCCGGAACCACGAAUCUUCCAACAGGAAUAGGACAUAUGCGACAAGAUGGAGUCCGCGUCGGCAAUGGCAAAGCCUCAAGUAGUACCUCGAAAAGCUCAAUGCUAGGCGGUGCAGCAGGAGGUGGAGGAGGUCUACACCCUCAAGGUCUGGGAGGAAAAGGAGGUGUAGUUCAACACCCUCAUCUGAGUCAACAGGCAACAAACGGCGGUGCCCAUCAACCCGAAGGUGUUGGUGGAGGAGUGUCUCAGCAUCAGGGACCAACCUCCUCGAACACUCAAGCCCUUGGUAGAUUAGAUUCAACGUCCACGACCGCAGUCGAGCCUCUGCCUUCUACUUUUAAGGCUACAUCAUCUUCCAUUUAGAAGAUGUACUUUCUCGCAACAUUCAUCACCCACUCUUGGUUAAAGAUAUUUUCUACCGGGAACAAAAUGCCAACUCCUGCUAUUAGUCAAGUAAGUAAGUGUUUCCCACAUUGACUUUCUUCCACUAUUCUUGAGUACGAGGAUUCAAACCCUAGGUAAUCUCUCUAAUGCAUUGCCAGUGAGGAGAAAAAUGCCGCCGGAUCCUGAGAAAGCAAAUGCGGCAACUAAUCUCCGAAGGGUUCUAGCAAAAGCGAAGGGUCUCCAGAGAACGAUGCCUGCAGCAAAUACACUCGGAAACGGGGAAAUAUUUGGUACUACAAAUUUCUCUAGGUCGGCGAAGAUAACUGAAUCGUUCGCGUUGUAGGCUAUUUAGAUUGUUUUAGAUGGAAUGGCAGGUUGACGUUCUGGUUUUACUGUAGUUUUUGUUUCUCAACUUCUCAGGUGAUCACUUUCCGGGACCGGCACAAGAGUCAACCUCGUUUCAGGACAUUCACGGCAUAUCACCACAGGAUGCAGGUAAUAUUUUGAGAAGUUGAAAUAUUGUGACCACGUAGUUCUUUUCUUUUUCUUAGUAUAAAUCAAAAACAUCUCUUUAUUGUACAUGUACAUCGACUUUAUUUACUAUAUUUCACUUUCUAAACUCCUGAACCUCCUCUAUCUUCACUCAACACUAUAUUUAUAUGAUAACUACUCGAACUCAACACUGUUCCAGGAAUUCACCGGGAUGUGCUGAACGUUCCGGGUGCCUCGAACCUUUCGCGAACAGGACCCGUGCGUGGACCAGCUAUGAAGCAGACUAGGCAAGCCCAGAGCAUGAAGCGCAAUGACCAUUAAGGCUUACCCUAGUCCAUCUUCGGAAGCAUCCUGUAGCGGCUCGUCUUUCAAGGAGAAAGUGGGGACAGGAUGCGUCUCAAGAUGGAGGACCAGGCAGCUGCGUCUAAGAUCAUCAGGCAGCCGCGGCAACAACUGCAGACGACGGUCGGCAUCGAAGCAAGGUACAGCGUAGUGCGGCUCAACACAUGUCCGACCACGAUCCACGUCAUCCCAGAAUGGGCGGACAAAAUUUUGAAAAUUCGGCUCAACACAUGUCCGACCACAACGCGGGGAUGUUGAAUGGCGGCACAUUGCGAGAGCCGCCGCCUGGUGCAUUCGGAGGAGGAGCUUCAGGUGCGUCGUCUUCGUGGAACAGCAAUGGUGGCGCGUCCUCUUCAGCAGAGAGAGCCAACAUAAACGGACCAACCCCCAGCUCAUUUGGCGGUGGAGCACCGACGACGCAGUUUGGCACCAGAGGACCUCCUGAAGCUGCUUACGAUGAUGCCGAUACUAGCAAUAGUAUGAUAUUCGCAAAGGAAGCAUACGAUGAAGAUGAGGGUGCGCAAGAAGAGGGCGGUGAUAGAAUGGCUUGUCCGCACUGCUCGCGCUGGUUUGCCGCGAAGCCUUUUGAAAAGCACGUAAAAGUGUGCAAAAAUGUCUUCGUAAAGAUUAUGGCAAUCUCUGAUUUUAAGAUCUAUUCAAAUUCCUAUUUUCGCAUGCAAGAGUUUUCCGUUUUUUCAAAGAAAUCGGAUUCCUCACGACCACUUCAGUCAAGACAAUUGGAUUGUUCACCUGAUUAAAAAUUGAAGAUAUCCACCUCCAGGUCGAUGACAAGUGAGCUCGGCAAUUUAGAUUUACGAUAACUAAGUAAAAAUAACAAACCACACACUUCUUUUGAGUUGAAGUUCUUGUUCUAAUGCGCAGCGAAAAGCGUUUAAUGUGGCCGCACAGCGCAUGGAGGACGAACAGAAGCAAGCGCUGAGAAAGGAGACGCUGAGACAGGAUCCAGCAGCGCCGCUUGUAAAAGAACAGAAAUGGAAAGCGAAGUCAGAAGAAUUCCGCAGUGCUAUUCGAAACGCACGAUUAGUGGGUAAGCAUUUCUAUUUGUCAACUCUCUCGGUGCAUGGUGUUCCACAUUUGGAGAUGCUUACUCCGCCGCCUUGUUGUAACUUGGAAUCGAAUCCGACUUUUCAUUGACGAAUACCUCGGGUAGUUGUUAUAUUCGAAGUAAAAGAAUUACUCAGCCCACUCUCUAUCUUCAACGUCACAUUUUUUUUCAUUUUCAUCUUUCAGCAUUCGCAGAGAAAACGGGGGGUCCAAUGCCCGAGUUGAAACCCACGCCAGCAGCGGCAGACGAUCGCGUGCCGUGCCCCCACUGUGGGCGGCGAUUCGCGAAGGAAACCGCAGAACGUCACAUCCCGAAGUGCAAGGACACAAAAGCCAAGCCAAGCCGCCUGGUUGCGGGUGCACGGAUGGCAUCUUCUCUAAACAAAACGUCAUCCCUGAACAAGACCACACCUUUGCCACGUCGCGAGAACCGAAAAAAGCUCUGACACGAUCAGGGAAGGAAGGGAGGAGCUGUAUAAGGGAAGUAAGGAAGAAGUGCGACAAUUUAUUAUCAUGUUGAAGUUGCGACAUGAAGGAAGAGGACAAGAAAUACUUGAUGACGAGUGAUCAACAUGUCGAGCGACAACCCUCCCUGCUUGCCAUCUUCUCAUUUAGCAUCCUGCUGUGGCUUCUACGAGACAAAAAGAAGUACCAUCAGGCUCGUUGUUAAUUAUGGUUGGUUCUGCCUUAUAAGUAUAUAAAGUAGCAACUCAUUUUGCUAAUGAAAGGUACGCCUGAGAAGUCCAACUAGACCCAGGCUAUGAAUACUAGAUGAAGCCUGCCAAAUGCUAUGAAUACUCACAAGAAUAUGAAGAAGAUACCUAGGCUUGGUAUUAGACUAUCCGCAUAAAGUUAAAAACUUGCAUUACGUCAACCAUUCAGAACUUGAUCAUCUGUUUUGCCUUCUGCAAAGCAUGAGUUUUUUAAUUUGUAGAUAAUCAUGUUCAUGUUUGUCGAUAGAACAGAUAAAUACGAAAGAAGCUCGCCAGCAAUGGCACGCUACGUAAAUCUCUUUAGUAUGGUUUCAGACUUAGUAAAUUUAAAUAUGGAUGAUUGAUCUUGUUGACACUACGCACUAGGUAUCUAGUCUGGAAAUUUUUGUCGCCCACAAAAAUUCUCUCACGUUUAGUUUUGAAUCACAAUCAGCAUUAGUCUUUUAAGAUUCUCUGUUGUUUUCCUGCUAGACACGCAGGAAUACGGUAACCGACGUAACUCACGCAGACGCACAUGAACUUUUUUGUCUUUCCCCAAUGAAUGCUAAUUAUUUAGGAGUAGAAUAUCAAUCUAACCAGCUGCAACAAAGUAGAUUUUUUUUUCGCCGCAUAAUGUUUUUUGUAGCCCUCCUCGAGCGGGGCCAGCUUGAUAGUUGAUGAUACAUAACCAUGAGUGCCGUUGGGAGCCUUUGG
This is a messenger RNA of Amoebophrya sp. A25, 7250 nucleotides long. Lineage: Eukaryota; Dinophyceae; Syndiniales; Amoebophryaceae. The record is from the annotation of a GenBank genome assembly.